Molecule: messenger RNA, 2055 nt
Organism: Verruconis gallopava
Lineage: Eukaryota; Fungi; Ascomycota; Dothideomycetes; Venturiales; Sympoventuriaceae
Exons: 4
Coding region: 205-1707 (500 amino acids)
Biological process (GO): transmembrane transport
Cellular component (GO): plasma membrane
Molecular function (GO): transmembrane transporter activity
Source: RefSeq, a predicted model, not a curated record
GAAGGCGAGGAGUGAUCGGCAUUGUGGAACCGAGAUCAGCUGCCAUUAAAGAGCAGCCUUCGACCCACCAUCUCGGAGAAGAUGUGAGCGAGCGGACGAUUUUUCCUCUGGUCGUCUGUGGUGUAAAUUGUACGGCCCUUCCACCAAAUACCAAAUCGUCCCCAAGUUCGCGCAGAACGGGUUGACUUUGCCAUUGUUGCAAAGAUGCGAUUCUCAAAGGGAGAGAAAGAGUCAGCCGUUUUGCCUGACGAAGGAUCUCCCGUACAAUACGUAACAGGUGAUCGCGAUGUUGAAUUCGACGAUGAUCUCCAUAUCCCGUGUCCCAGCCACACAACAGAACGACGACUAGUCAAUAAGAUCGACCUGAGAUUGAUGCCUAUUCUCUGCAUACUGUACCUACUGGCUUUCUUAGAUCGUGUCAACAUCUCGAACGCAAAUAUAUUCGGACUUUCCAAGGAGCUGCACCUGACGACACAUAAUAAGUUCAACACUGCGCUUGUCAUCUUCUUCGUACCAUAUGUUCUUUUUGAGAUCCCAUCAAACAUCCUUCUGAAGAAAUUGAAGCCCAACGUGUGGCUAUCAGGAUGCAUGUUCAUGUUUGGGCUUGUUUCUAUCAUCCAAGGCUUAGUAAAGAGCUAUGGAGGACUCCUUGUGACUCGUUUCUUUCUUGGCCUUUUCGAGACGGGCAUGUUCCCUGGAUGCUUCUAUCUAAUCGGAAUGUGGUACCGCCGACACGAAGCUCAACGCCGCUACAGCUUCUUCUUCAGCAGCACUACACUUGCGGGAGCUUUUGGUGGGUUGUUAGCUGCUGCCAUUGGCAAGAUGGAUGGAAUGCGCGGCUACAGAGGUUGGCGCUGGAUUUUCAUCUUGGAAGGCGUUCUUACCUGUGUCGUUGCGAUUCUUUUCUUCUUCAUCAUUCCGAACUUUCCAGAGGACGCGAAGUGGCUGCGAGAGGACGAGCGAGCCUACAUUAAGGCACGCCUUCAAGCCGACCAAGGCAAGUCUGCUAGAGAACGAAGCAUCACUGUCAGGGAUGUUGGCCGCGUAUUCAAGGACUUCAAGGUAUUUCUCGGAGGUCUAAUGUACUUCGGCUUGAUUGUUCCUGCCUAUGGAUACGCAUAUUUCGCUCCCGCCAUCAUUCAAUCUUACGGAUAUGGUUUGAUUCAGACUCAGCUGCACAGUGUGCCACCUUGGGCUGCUGCUUUCGGUUGGGCAAUGCUUGUAGCUUACAUAUCUGACAAGCUCAGACACCGCUUCAUCUUCGCAGUUCUAUGCAUUUGCAUUUCGAUCGCAGGCUUCGCGAUAGUCGACGUGGUUCACAACAACAAACAUGUCGAAUACGGUGCACUCUUCCUCAUUACCUCUGGCACAUACUCGGCAAUGCCGAUCAUUGUUUGCUGGUUCAACAUGAACCUCGGCGGGCACCACCGCCGUGCUGUAGGUACCGCGUGGCAGGUUGGCUUUGGAAAUAUCGGAGGCAUUAUCGCCGUUUGGGUGUUCCUUGCCAAGGAUGCUCCGAAGUAUGUCACAGGCUUCAGCGUGUGCCUCAGCUUCUGCUGUCUCAGCAUUCUUAGCUGUGUGGCCUACUUCUUCGCCUGCUUCAUUCAAAAUAGGAAUAAGGACAAGUCUGUGCACGACUCUAGUCUGACCGAAUACGAGAAAACGGAGCUUGGAGACUUGAGCCCUGAUUAUAGGUAUCUACUCUAGAGUUUAACUGUUUUGUUUGGCAGUUAGAUGUUUGCGAUGUCUGUGGGGAAAAAAAAAACUAUCGAGGGAAUGAGGUUAAUUGAACACAUCUCACAACAAGUCUUGGGUCCAGUGACUAGGAUACGGGAGAAGAUAGAAGCUUUUUACUUUGACCAAUAGAUCUGAACCAGGCUUUACGAUAUCAGCUCACUGUCAUCGAAUCGUACGAAUGUAGGAUUAUUCGGAUCAGUAGUGAUAAAAUCUGAUGAAGAAUUCUGAAAUUCGAAGAUCCGUAAAGCUAACAUAUCACAAGUACAUUUGAAGAGCAUUCAUCACACGCCUCGAUCAAUUUCCUCUGAGAUAUCAUUA